CCUGCCAAGACCAGUUCAGUCUGGGAUAGCGCACAAACCAUGAUCGGCUCGUCACAUUUUUUUUUCUUUUUGUUUUUGUAAGCACGAGCCAGCAGUGAUGAAGACCUCGGAGUCAGCGGUGACUGAUUGCGCACGGUCAGUCAGUCAAGGUGCUUAAAUUUUGUGCCUGACUGUGGUGGAUCGAUACCUCUAAGACCCAUAUUCUACGUGGAAGGCGUGGCUUGGUGUCAUCUACACAGGCUGACUUUUCCAUAUUCAUCCCUAGGUUUUUUUUUUUUCUUUCUUUCUUUUCCCCCUCGUCUCACUGACGCGCAAUCGGUACCCAACGGCACGGGGCAUAAAUCGUCUCGCAAGGAAAUUGCAAAAAGUUAAUGAUAGCACAGCGUGCAUCCGUUUCCAUCUUUGGAUAUACGGCAAUAUUUGAAGACUGAAGCAGUGAGUCCGCCAUGGGAACUAACCCAAAAAGGACAGUAACAGUCCAGAUGGUGCCUCAGCUGGCUGGGGUGGACACACUGGGCAACAAGGAGUCUAAUGCCAACUGGGCUAAAGAGCCCAACCUCAAAGUCUCUCAGGUUUGUCCAAAACCCACCCUCAGAUCUCCCGACAAGCAGGAUAACCUGUCUCUGACGACUGCUAACGCCGCCCCCCGCACAGAAAAAACAGGUUGUAAGGGAGGGGAACCAGUUACCACUGUGUCAGACAAAUCAGCUCCAGGCAAUGGAAACCAGAUAAAAUCUGAGCAAGUGUCAGGUGGAGACCACCAAACACCAAACCUGUCUGUAACAGGCCGAGAGGUGGGUGAGGCAGGAGCUGACCAGCGGGAUUCUAAUGCUAACAUGAAAACUCUGAGCCCAACCAGUGAAACGGGCACGUAUAAGGCCAGUUCGCUGUCUCCUGUUGCAGCAUCGGGCGCCGACACGAACAGCAGUGAGUACAAAGUAAAAAACCCAGUUGCACCAGAAGAGAAGCAGGUACGGCUGACACCCUCAGUAGAAACUACAGCACGAGAGAAAAGUAAUGAACGCCUUUCUCCGAAUGACAAAAAACGUAACGACAGUGAUGUAAGGAGUACAGCAUCUGAAGUACAAGAUAAUAAAGAAACCAUUUCCAAUCCCCAAAGCAGGGACAUGGCUAUCCCACAGAAAUCUAAAGAGACUGGUCAUAUGCAAGGUUGCUCAUCAACGUCUGUUUCUUUACAAGAUCCAUCAAAACCCAAGAAAAGCAUGGAAACUCCGCUAAGCUCAGCCAAAGCCCCAUCUGAGAGUAAAGAUGCAGGAGCUGAACCAACAAACGAAAACUCACGGUCAACGCGCCCAGAGAAGGAAUUUGCAACAGUAUCAAGACCGCAGGUCUCCUCAGAUAAACACCAGCCAGUGUCCUCACAGAAAGACUCAUCCUCUCUGCCCCAGGCGACAAAAAGCACGCAGGCAUCCGAGCAGGUGGCUGAAGGAAGCAGCCAGACUGACACAGCUGUCUUUGAAGGGCAGCGGGACUCCAAGCUCUACACGGAGGCUUCGACAAUGACCUCAUCGCUAUCGCCAGCCCCGGUCAAAAAGUGUCAUGAUAUGGAGGUUCAGGCAGUAGCUAAAAUGUGCAGUAAGGCUGUGGCCACGAGUCCUAGUCUGCUGCCUUUCCCUGUGACCCACAGGCCAAACAGUGGUGCAGUCCCAGGAGAGGAGAGCCUGGCUGUAGUCUACCAGGUGAAAAGCGGCACCGCGACUGAUCCGAAGUCAGAGAGACUCACUGUAGAGGCACAAAUGUGCCCCAACCAAAACACCGGCAUGGUUUUCCAAUCAGAAACUUUGUCACAACAGCAUGACUCCAGGCUAGGAGCCAAGCCUAAAGAAGCGGGCGCAGCUCUGUGCAACAUCCAGCCGGUUUAUCAAAUCAACAUUGAACACAGCGAACCCAAGAAGCAAGCCGCAAAAACAGCCACGGCUGAAACUCCUUCUCUCAGAUCAGGGAUGCCCCCAGAGACAGCCGUUGUUCCUGUGCCUGGAUGUGCUGACAGCAACACUGCUGCGCAGGCCCUGCCAAAAACAACGACAACAACGACAACAGCACCAACGACAACAGCACCGACAACAACAGCACCAGCAGCACCAGCAGCAAACACCACAUCCAAGUCAGAGCUCACUAAAAAUAGAGAUGUGAGUGCAAAAGAAAAAAGCAAAGAAGCAGGAAGUAAAGCCCAGAGUAAGGAGACAAAUUCUGGCAAAAAGAAGGUGGAACCGGAGAGAAGCGACAAAGAGGACGAUCAGUCACGGAAGCAGAAAGGAAAGAGCAUCCACGACGUCGUCUGGGACGAACAGGGCAUGACGUGGGAGGUCUACGGGGCUUCCGUGGACCCCGAAUCACUCGGCUUUGCAAUUCAGAGCCACUUACAGAGCAAAAUAAAGGAGCAAGAGAGGAAACUGAUGGUCCAGACCUCGCUGCGAAAGUCAAUCUCUGGUGCUGAUUCGCCGCGACAUGGCAGCAAGAACAAAAGGAGGCAGCAGAACAUUUUCAGGUCAAUGCUGCAAAAUGUCAGACGGCCCAACUGCUGCGUGCGCCCCCCUCCCUCCUCCGUCCUCGAGUAGCACAGGACAGAGGUAGCCAUUGUCAGACUCCUCCCAUUUCCUAGAGGUCAAAACGUUUUCCCUCCCCUCAUCAAGAUUUUCAAUGCCAAGUGAAACAUUGACGCCGAUCCCUGUAAGUAAGUAUACUGGAAUGUCGUAGCAUAAAAGAGUCAAUACUUGUGAUGAUGUUUGUGAUCCAACAAGGUAGGAAAUAGAAAUAUCAAAUGAAACAAACAAGAAUUAAAUUAAAAAAAAAACUUAUUUUUUAGAAAUCAAUAUGAGAGAGAACACAGUUUUUUAAUAAAAAUAAAGAAAACAAAACAAAGGAAAUAACAGUGAAACGCAUGUAUUUCAGUUACAGUGACAGUUGUAUGACCUAAUAUGAAGUCCAAACCUUCACAGCAAGAGGCACUGAUCAUGGGAUAGACAUACUAACUCACUGUCAGGAUAUCUGUGCAAAUAUAUUCAACCGACGUCUCAUCGCAUCUGGUGCAUUUGAUAUAUGUUCAUGAGGUGUUUUCGUUUGUUUCCAGGGCCCUAUAUUUAUCAGGUUGCUGUGUUUUCUUUUCUUUUUAGUGAGUACUUAAAGGGGGCACUGUAUGCAUACAUGUACGCUGUUCGAUCUCUGUUCUUCUUUGGUUUUCUAUUAAAGUAAG
This is a messenger RNA of Maylandia zebra (zebra mbuna), 3214 nucleotides long. It is a transcript of the gene gprin3b, whose product is annotated as GPRIN family member 3b. NCBI's taxonomy places the organism in Eukaryota, Metazoa, Chordata, Actinopteri, Cichliformes, Cichlidae. Gene Ontology annotation, biological process: neuron projection development. The record is from RefSeq and is a predicted model, not a curated record. Gene Ontology annotation, cellular component: plasma membrane.